Molecule: messenger RNA, 639 nt
Organism: Thamnophis elegans (Western terrestrial garter snake)
Lineage: Eukaryota; Metazoa; Chordata; Lepidosauria; Squamata; Natricidae
Gene: CLDN19
Product: claudin 19
Exons: 4
Coding region: 1-639 (212 amino acids)
Biological process (GO): cell adhesion; bicellular tight junction assembly
Cellular component (GO): plasma membrane; bicellular tight junction
Molecular function (GO): structural molecule activity
Source: RefSeq, a predicted model, not a curated record
AUGGCGAGCGCGGGGCUGCAGCUGACGGGCUACUUCUUGGCGCUGGCCGGCUGGGCGGCGUCCAUCUGCGCCUCGGCGCUGCCGCAGUGGAAGCAGAGCUCGUACGCGGGGGACGCCAUCAUCACGGCCGUGGGGCUCUACGAGGGGCUGUGGAUGAGCUGCGCCGCCCAGAGCACCGGGCAGGUCCAGUGCAAGCUCCACGAGUCGCUCCUCUCGCUCGACGCUCACAUCCAGACGUCCCGGGCCUUGAUGGUGGUUUCCAUCCUGCUGGGUUUCCUGGGUUCGGUGGUCAGCGUUAUUGGCAUGAAGUGUACCAAAGUGGCGGAACAGAACCCCGUGGCCAAAAACUGGAUCGCGGUUUUAGGAGGCGUCCUUUUCCUCCUGGCCGGCCUGUGCACAGCUGGGGCCGUUUCGUGGUAUGCAUCCCGGGUGACGCACGACUUUUUCAAUCCCAGCACCCCCCUGAAUGCCAAGUACGAAUUCGGACCCGCUCUCUUCGUGGGCUGGUCGGCGGCCAGUUUACUAAUCCUGGGGGGCAGCUUCCUCGGCUGCUCCUGCCCCAAACCGGAAGAAAGGAGAGGGCAGCAGUAUUACCGACAAUCACAACCGCCGACAACCGCAACGAGAGAGUACGUCUAA